This is a messenger RNA of Lolium rigidum, 847 nucleotides long. Its product is annotated as ferredoxin C 2, chloroplastic-like. Bases 34 to 615 code for a protein of 193 amino acids. The transcript is spliced from 8 exons. Gene Ontology annotation, biological process: electron transport chain. Lineage: Eukaryota; Viridiplantae; Streptophyta; Magnoliopsida; Poales; Poaceae. The record is from RefSeq and is a predicted model, not a curated record. Gene Ontology annotation, molecular function: 2 iron, 2 sulfur cluster binding; electron transfer activity.
CGGCCCGCCGCCUACAGACAGCGCAAGGCCAGGAUGGCGGCGUGCCCCACCGCGACCACGGCUCGCGUGGGCGCGCACGGAGGACCGUGCCGCCUGUGGAGGAGAAGCGAGGGGACCCCAAACGUCCUCGCAGCCUCCGCUACGCCACUGCCCGCGGGUGGUCGCCGGUCGGUCCGCGGCACGAGGGCGCGCGCCUCGGAGCUGCAGCAGGCGCCCGCCGCCACGGCGUCGGGCGUCGCGACCCACAAGGUCACCGUCCACGACCGGGAGCGCGGGGUCGUCCACGAGUUCGUCGUGCCCCAGGACCAGUACAUUCUGCACACCGCGGAGGCGCAGGACAUCACGCUCCCGUUCGCGUGCCGCCAUGGUUGCUGUACUAGCUGCGCGGUUCGGAUAAAAUCAGGGCAGAUUAGACAGCCUGAAGCACUUGGAAUAUCUGCUGAGUUAAGGGAGAAGGGGUACGCAUUGCUAUGUGUUGGUUACCCAUCCUCUGAUGUUGAGGUUGAAACUCAAGAUGAAGAUGAGGUAUACUGGCUCCAGUUUGGAAGAUAUUUUGCACGAGGGCCUAUUGACAGAGAUGAUUACGCACUAGAGCUUGCAAUGGGAGAUGAGUGAUACGUGCAUAACAGAGAUACAUGGCUUUUACGAGUCGUUCCGCCAGUUGGUAGGUUAUAGAGUAAAUAGAAUCAUUUCGGCACACUACUCUCCAUGUUGCGUGUCCUGUACUUCUGCAAUUUCGGAUGUGCAAAUAUGUUUCUUGUAGAGAUGCCAUUUCUCAUUUUUCGCACUUGGUAGACGAAGAACGCCAUGGAGUGAAUGUAAAGAUGCGAGCUACUUAGCCCUCAAU